AUGAAGACUCGUAUCGAAAGCUUUAAACAGACCAAAGCUCAACUUAUGGAACUCUUCAAGGAUGAAUUGUGGAGAAUCUGCAACGCAGAUGAAUCCUUUUACGGAUGUGGAAUCGCUCAUGGACUGACAUAUGCAAUAAAAGGCUCGGAAGGUGUUGACGUCCACAUGAAUCAUAACGAGAAGAAAGGAAUCACUAUUAUUGCCACAAUCCAGGCAGACGGCAGUAAACUUCCACUCACAUUUGUCUGCAAGGGUCUCACAGAUGCAUGCCAUAAGCAGAUUUACGACAACAGAGUCUUUUCCAAUGAGUUGAUUUUGCAUUCCGAAACAGGUUGGGCCACAAAGGAGGUAUUUCAAGAAUAUCUCAGAUGGCUUAGAAAGUAUUACAACGAUCGUUAUCGCGAGAAUCCAAGUUACAUUCAAAAUGAUAGAAUCUACUUGUUUCUUGAUACAUAUUCUAGCCACAGAAAUGCAGAAACAAAGAAGCUUGCUAAAGACUUGAACAUCACACUCGUCUUCAUUCCAGUUGGAUGCACCGAUCUGUGCCAACCUCUUGACAUGCAUGUCUUUGGCGCCUUAAAGAAUAUGGCAACGAGAACAUGGUGGACUUACUAUUCUAUCGACACUUCCCUCGAGUGCACGCUGAAGUUGGCAGUGUAUAUUUUAAUACGUUGCUGGAAUGCGCUGACUCCUGAGCUCAUUGAGACUGCAUUCAGUAUGCACAUCAAAGAUCUUGAAGAAAAUGAAAGCAUCCAACCACGUAUCUCUGACGAAGAGGCCUCAGACUUCAUUGAACGGAUUGACGAAGUGAAGGCUCAAUUCACAGUAGGCGAGCUUCUUGGCCAAAACGCAGAAGAGGAAGACGCCCCUGAUUUUGACCUCCUUCAAGAGUUCAGUGAGAUCAAUGAACGACGCCAUAGGAGACAGGAAAAUACCCAGAUUGAAGAAAUAGUUUCAGAUGAUGAAGACUGGGAUGGAAGUGAUGAUGAAGAAGAUCUUGAAGGAUUCACUCCAGAAGAAGAAAGAGAAAUCCUUGAAUAUGAUCUAGAUCCAUCAGAAAUUGAAAGCGCAGUAGAACCUGAACCAAAUUAUAAUCCUCCUUCUCCAGCUCAGCCAGACCAAAUUGAACUGCUUCAUGAACAUUCACAUAUCAUAUUUAUCAGAUUUGCCAUUGUUUCACUUACACUCGGAAGAGAUGGUCAUGCCUCUUUUAAAUUUUAUAAGAGACUUGAUUUACAAGGCGAAUAUGUUGUGAUCGAUGAAAAUUGGUGUUAUGUGAUCCCAAGAGGAGGAGCAAUCGGAUAUCAAUUUUUAUCAUUGUAUGUCAGAGGUAAGGAUGUUGAAAUUGAAAAUUAA
Trichomonas vaginalis G3 is the source of this 1356-nucleotide messenger RNA. Its product is annotated as DNA binding. NCBI's taxonomy places the organism in Eukaryota, Parabasalia, Trichomonadida, Trichomonadidae. Gene Ontology annotation, cellular component: nucleus. Bases 1 to 1356 code for a protein of 451 amino acids. Gene Ontology annotation, molecular function: DNA binding. The transcript has a single exon. The record is from RefSeq and is a predicted model, not a curated record.